Pseudomassariella vexata is the source of this 873-nucleotide messenger RNA. Its product is annotated as Endoribonuclease L-PSP/chorismate mutase-like protein. NCBI's taxonomy places the organism in Eukaryota, Fungi, Ascomycota, Sordariomycetes, Amphisphaeriales, Pseudomassariaceae. The coding region runs from base 153 to 680 and encodes 175 amino acids. The record is from RefSeq and is a predicted model, not a curated record. Gene Ontology annotation, molecular function: deaminase activity. Gene Ontology annotation, cellular component: mitochondrion; cytosol. The transcript has 3 exons.
CACCGAAGCUUCGAUGUUGCAAAGUCGUAGCGGGACGGCGAUCCUCCCGAUCGGGUGGGGCCAGCUCGAGAUCCGAAAUACGGAGCUCGACCUCACUCCCCCGUAUCGUAAAACCUUAACGUCGUCCGCCCGCAACUGGAUCAAAGUUAACCAUGAUCAGUCCAGUUCGAGCACUACCAAUCCGCUCAAUUCUCUCCUACACGACCCGUUGCACACUCGCGAGACCAUUCCUCACACCAGUAUCCCCCGUAAGCUUCACGGCAAGUCGCAAGAUGGCAGGCAAGGCCCCAGAGAUGACUAUGGUGAUGAGUGACAAGGCGCCAGGUGCUGCCGCUCCCUACUCCCACGCCGUUAAAACUGCAUCCGCCAUCUACUGCUCGGGCCAGGUCCACAUGGACCCGGCGACCAGCAAGCUCGUGACGGACGCCACCAUCGGCGAGAAGACGGCCAUCUGCAUCAAGAAUCUGUCGGCCGUGCUCGAGUCGGCCGGCUCCUCCCUCCAGAACGUUGUCAAGGUCAACAUCUUCAUCGUCGACAUGCAGAACGACUUCGUCCCCAUGAACGAGGAGUACAAGAAGUGGUUCACCCACAGGCCCGCCCGUAGCUGUGUCGCUGUUGCUGCCCUGCCCUUGGGCGCUACCGUUGAGAUCGAGUGUGUUGCUCUUCCUGGCUCGGCUUAGGCUGGAAGACCGUUGAUGGGAAGGCUAGAUAGCAGAGAAUGUGAUAAGACACAAUACAGUUAAAUAUGCGAGAUCUCUCCUGUGACAGCUUCUGAACUUGUGACUCGGGAAGUGUCUGUGGGUUCGCGCACUCAACGUAGUGAGAGGCAGAUCCGCAAAAUCUCCCAUUUUCAACAGCAAGUAUUGUUACCAG